CUGACGUAACUAGCCGGCGCCAGCAGAGGUGAGGGUGCCGAAAGCCCUGGAGAAAUACGUUUCUCGCUCUCAGCUCGCGCGCACCAUGGCGGCCCCGGUCCAGCAGCCUCCUCAGCCCGCCGACGGGAAGCGCAAAGGCAAGGCUCAGUACAUGCAGGCCAAGCGGGCUCGGCGCUGCGAAGCCGCCGGGCCCCGGCAGCUGGAGCCUGGACUACAGGGCAUACUCAUCACUUGCAACAUGAACGAGCGCAAAUGCGUGGAGGAGGCCUACAGUCUGCUCAACGAGUACGGUGACGACAUGUACGGGCCAGAAAAGUUUACAGACAAGAAUCAGCAGUCUUCUGGAAACGAGGGAGAAGAUGAUGACGUGGAGGCUGCCUUGAAGAAAGAAGUUGAUGACAUUAGGGCGUCUACAGAGAUGAGGCUACGAAGAUUCCAGUCCAUGGAGAGUGGAGCGAAUAAUGUUGUCUUCAUCAGAACACUUGGGAUAGAACCUGAGAAAUUGGUGCAUCAUAUUCUCCAGGAUAUGUACAAAACCAAGAAGAAGAAGACUCGGGUUAUUCUACGAAUGUUACCUGUCUCCGGCACGUGCAAGGCUUUCUUAGAGGAUAUGAAAAAAUAUGCAGAAACAUUUUUGGAACCCUGGUUUAAAGCACCAAAUAAAGGGACAUUUCAGAUUGUAUACAAAUCUCGAAAUAACAGUCACAUGAAUAGAGAAGAAGUUAUCAAAGAAUUGGCAGGAAUAGUAGGCAGCCUGAAUUCAGAAAAUAAAGUGGAUCUUACCAAUCCUCAGUACACGGUGGUGGUAGAAAUCAUCAAAGCUGUCUGUUGCCUGAGUGUUGUGAAAGAUUACAUGUUGUUCAGAAAGUACAAUCUCCAGGAGGUAGUGAAGAGUGCCAAGGACCUGUCACAGCUUAACCCAAAGCAGGCAGCACACGUGGGAAAUGGGAAAGAAGCUAAACAGGAAUCUGGUGAUAAAUCAAAUCAAAGUGACCCAACAGAAGGAAAACAUAACCAGCAGGAGGCACCAGAGAAUAGUGGGGGGGUGGAGCAGACAAAACCAAUGUCUGAGACAGAGGCGGUGAAUGAUGGAGGAACUAAACCUGAACUUGUGAGCCAAGUCCCCGAAGAAUCCAAGUCAAGUGAAAAUGACCUCACAUAGGGGAAAAAAAUCAUUCAGUGUUGAAGGUGGGUUUCUAAACUGGGGUUCUUUGAGAUGUUGCUGGGGUUCCAUGAAAAAUUGUGACUGGAAAAAAAAAAAAUACUCCUUUGAACUUCCCGUACCAUGUAUGGCUAAUACUCACACUAGUGAACAGUGAUCAAACGGCCCUGUUAACAAGUUUUUUUUUUUUAAAUACUGUGUUUUAGGUGAAAGCUUACAUAGCAAAUUAGGUUCCCAUUUGAAAAUUUUUAUACAGCUUGUUCAGUGGCAUUGGUUACAUUUUUCACAAGGUUUCAACAUUCUCAUUAUUUCUAUUCUUUUCGUGCUGUUUCCAUUAAUGUAGCUUCCCUGCCUUUCCUUCACUUCUCAUCUUUGUUUUAGGGUAAAUGUUGACCGUUUGGUCUCAUGUAGUUGAUUAUUCCUGUUAACAAUUUUGUUAGAGGUCUUUCAGCCCUCCGUGGCAGCUUCCAGUAGGCCCACAUGCAUUUCGUUUAGCUGGGGGAAGCUGUGGAUAAUUGGUGAAUACUAGUUCAGUGGGAGGAUGGUAGGAGGAUGACCUUGGCCUCUCCCUCAGGGUUACCUUCCCCAGUCUCCGUUCAGUCACUGCCAACUCAUUUGUGGGAGACAACAAACUCUCCGUAAUAGAAUAUCAGAGGGAAAUUUUCUUUCUAAGCAAGCAGUUUUUACAUGCCACAACUCAGCUAUCCUCUGCCACUGUUGUAAACAUUGCAAAAAUGUGGACUGUGUAGAAGUGAAUUGUCUUUGUAUUUUUUUUGUGAUUUUCUUGUUUGUUAUGCCCAUUUUUCUAUCUUAUUAACAUUUGUCACAAAUAAAUCUGAUAGUCCAGUGCUGCAGUUUGUGAAGGCAGGGUGUGAGAGGAGGACCAUUCUAGGUGUCAGGCUGCAGACGUUCCUGGUAAGGUUAAUGAUGAAGGAUUACAGUCAUCUGAGCUACUUCAGUGUACUAGUGCAACAAGGGGCACGAGAAAGCCUGUCUGCAACGAUAGCUACGUAUCAGGGGUUUUAUGUGGACUUGUAAACCAAGCUGGCUUAUUCCGUUGUGCAUUGUCUAUGGCAUACGACUUAUAGAUCUAGCAGUUGCUCCAGCAGUUUGACAAGUAAAGAUGUUGAUUGUUUUAAAUGACUUUUGGAAUAAAAAUACAGUAAAACUUCUGUAAAAAAAAAAAAAA
This is a messenger RNA of Loxodonta africana (African savanna elephant), 2351 nucleotides long. It is a transcript of the gene THUMPD1, whose product is annotated as THUMP domain containing 1. Gene Ontology annotation, biological process: tRNA modification. Gene Ontology annotation, molecular function: RNA binding. Bases 86 to 1162 code for a protein of 358 amino acids. The record is from RefSeq and is a predicted model, not a curated record. NCBI's taxonomy places the organism in Eukaryota, Metazoa, Chordata, Mammalia, Proboscidea, Elephantidae. The transcript is spliced from 4 exons.